Molecule: messenger RNA, 3740 nt
Organism: Amyelois transitella
Lineage: Eukaryota; Metazoa; Arthropoda; Insecta; Lepidoptera; Pyralidae
Gene: Tmtc3
Product: protein O-mannosyl-transferase Tmtc3
Exons: 12
Coding region: 362-3052 (896 amino acids)
Biological process (GO): protein O-linked glycosylation via mannose
Cellular component (GO): endoplasmic reticulum
Molecular function (GO): protein binding; mannosyltransferase activity
Source: RefSeq, a predicted model, not a curated record
CGGCCCAGUAAACAGGCGUGUCCACGCGCGUCGUUACAAUACCAUGACAUAAAUGUCAAAUGAAAUGAUAUCGAAAAAAAUAGUGACAUGUGCUCUACUGUAACCUAAACACUCACCCAAAUUCUUUAUUUUCAGUGUUACAUAGUGCUAUUAUUCAGAAUUUUAAUGUUUUCCUCCCCGAUUUGGUGUAGCGAAAUUUAUAGUCCCGGUUCUGUUCGUGAUCGUGUUUUCGCUAGCUGCUCAUAAAACAUUCCAGGUGACUUUAGAGCCUGUUUAUCACUUACGAUGGAAGUCAGCAGCAGAAUUAAGUCAAAAGUGUUGUGUUUUGUAUAGGUUGAUGUAGGAACCAGUGUUAUUCACGAUGGACCGCGUGAGUGGCGUAUGUAGGUUCGGAGGAGUGGUUUCAGCAGUUCGGACUAGAACCGGCAGAAGCAAGCGCCGUCUUGGUGCCCAAAAUCAGAUGGCAGAAGAUAUGCCCGAACCUCCACGCAGAGGACUAGGCGCUAUUUUAGUCCUAGCCUGCAUAUUGGUUUACCACAACUGUCUAUACUGUGGUUUCGUCUUCGACGACAUCAGUGCUAUAAAGGAGAACAGAGACUUGAGGCCACAGACGCCUAUAACGAAUAUCUUCCUGAACGACUUUUGGGGAACUCCAAUUCAUAAGGAACAAUCCCACAAGUCGUAUCGUCCGCUGACGGUGCUCACCUUCAGAUGGAACUACGCGGUCCAUGGGCUGCAACCAGCGGGGUACCACCUCGUAAACCUUCUACUGCACGCCCUGGUGUCCCUACUGUAUUAUAGGGUGUGCGCCAUGUUCCUCCCGGAGUUCGCAAGUUUUGUGGCGGCCAUCUUAUUCGCAGUACACCCUAUACACACGGAGGCGGUGACGGGAGUGGUGGGUCGAGCGGAAAUGUUGUCAUCCCUGUUCUUCCUAGGCGCACUGCUCUGUUACGCUCGCGCCGCCAGUAGGAGACGAAAUACAGACUGGAGAUACGUAGCGGCAUGUACGGCAUGCGUGGGCGUCGCCAUGCUCUGCAAGGAGCAGGGCAUCACCGUCACUGGAGUCUGCGUCGUGUACGAACUGUUUGUCGCACAAAAGCGUCGCAACUCCAGUGGCAGCAGCCGUUGGUCCUGGCUCGAUGCGUGGGGCAAAGGUUCAGGGUGGGGCUGCGCGUGUGGGGAAGCCGCCAGGCGCGUGACGACCGUCUGCUGUGCCACGUUGGCUUUGUUGGCGGCCAGGCUUCACGUCAUGGGCGCCCAGUUGCCCGUGUUCACGAGGUUUGACAACCCUGCUGGUGCCGCACCCCCGCCGGCAAGGCAUCUGACAUUCGCAUACCUGCCAGCCCUGAAUGCCUGGCUUCUAACUCUGCCCGAGGCUUUGUGUUGUGACUGGACCAUGGGCACGGUGGCGUUGCUCCGGUCGUGGCGGGACCCUCGGAACCUGGCCACGAUAGCGUUGGCAACUACACUCAUCGCGGCAGCUGUUCACGCCUUGAGGACUAGGUCUUCGGCGCUUUCCAUGGGACUAGCACUUCUAGUUCUGCCGUUCCUCCCAGCAUCGAACCUGUUCUUCCCAGUCGGGUUUGUGGUCGCCGAGCGCGUCCUCUACAUGCCUUCCAUGGGGUGGUGCCUCCUGGUGGCCCAUGGAUGGAGGCUGCUAGCCAAGAAACGGGCUAAAUUAGCCGCCGCUGCGCUGAUUUUCCUCAUUCUUGCAUUCAGCGCCAAAACUUAUGUGAGGAAUUGGGAUUGGAAGACUGAAUACUCUAUUUUUGCUUCUGGAUUGAAGGUCAACCGAAACAACGCAAAACUGUACAACAACGUAGGGCAUGCCUUAGAAGCUGAAGGAAAAUACGCUGAAGCACUUGAAUUCUUCAACACUGCCGUAGGCGUACAACCAGAUGACGUUGGUGCCCACAUCAACGUAGGAAGAACCUACAACCAUCUAGGACGAUACCAGGAAGCCGAAGAUGCUUAUGUUAAAGCCAAAUCUCUUCUACCAAAAGCAAAACCUGGAGAAUCCUAUCAAGCGAGAAUCGCUCCGAAUCAUCUGAACGUCUUCUUGAAUUUAGCCAAUCUGAUCUCCAAGAAUGCUACGAGGCUAGAAGAAGCAGAUAUGCUUUAUAGACAAGCUAUAAGCAUGAGAGCUGAUUAUACACAGGCGUAUAUUAAUAGAGGGGACAUUCUGAUAAAGCUGAACAGAACGAAAGAAGCCCAGGAAGUGUAUGAACGGGCGUUGUUGUAUGAUAGUGGGAACCCAGAUAUUUAUUACAAUUUGGGAGUGGUCCUCCUCGAGCAAGGCAAAGCAUCGCAAGCGCUGGCGUACCUGGACAAGGCGCUGGAACUUGAACCUGAACACGAACAAGCGCUGCUGAACUCCGCCAUUUUGCUGCAAGAACUCGGCGCAGCUGAUUUGCGGCAUUUAGCUAGGCAACGACUGCUAAAGCUGCUGGAUAAAGAUGCCACGAACGAGCGCGUCCAUUUCAACCUGGGCAUGGUCUGCAUGGACGAAGGAGACGCGGAAUGCGCCGAGCGUUGGUUCCGAGCGGCCGUGCAUCUAAAGCCAGACUUCCGAUCAGCUCUCUUCAACCUCGCCCUACUCUUGGCUGAUCGCCGGCGGCCGUUGGAAGCAGCACCGUUCCUUAAACAACUUGUGAGGCACCACCCAGACCACGUGAAGGCGUUGGUGCUUCUUGGCGAUAUUUACAUCAACUCUGUCAAAGAUCUGGAUGCGGCUGAGAGCUGUUACCGCCGCAUCUUGGAGCUGGAGCCCGACAACGUCCAAGCCCUGCACAACCUGUGCGUGGUAGCCGUCGAACGCGGCAAGCUCGCGAUCGCCGAGGAGUGCCUCACACGAGCCGCCGCCCUCGCCCCACACGAGCACUACAUACAGCGGCACCUCGCGGUAGUCCGCGCAAGACGCGCCGCAGCCACCACCACCACCACCACCACGCCCACUCCCGCCAACACCGCCUCAGCAACAACCGAGGUCCGCGCCCGCUGGAACUACAUCCCACAACAACCACCCGACCCACACGAAACCGACGACUCAUAGCCCAAAGAACUCGACAUGUAAAUAUUUGAAUUUAGAAUCGUCGAACACCAAUCAAAUUCGGCCAUAUAAUCGGUUUUCAAAUUCGUUGAUCAGGGUACUCUUCGAUUUUUUAAUUCUCUUUCGUUCCAUUUUCAAUCUUCGCAAAUAAUCUGUCAAGUUAAUUUGCAUACGGCGUUCCGUGAUAUUAGUUUUUACACCAUAUUUAUAAAAAUACUGUGUACCUAUGCCAUAAUUACGUAUUAUAAGUAUAUUUUGUAGAAUAUGUUGAAACGAGCUUUCAUCAUUAUUAGCCUGGUAUACGGAUUACAAAUAAUAUCUGUUUAAAAUAAAUAGGGAAUAGUUUUAUAGAGAUGUAUAAACUGUUUCCUAAACUUUGUCUAGUCACAAUGCAAUUAUUCAUUGAAUAUUAAGUUGAUGUGUUUGUUUAUGAUAGGUAGAAUACAUUGCAUUGUUAAAAUACAACACAACCUAUGCUUCUAGGCGUUGGAGGUAGCAUAGCCAUACCCGCGUAAUGGCCAUCCCUUACUAAAUAAAUGAUACAAUAAUAUUUAAUUAAAUAGUUAAGUUGAAACAUCUUGAAACAAUAUUAUAAUAAUGAAUUUUGAAGUCGGAUUUGUAAGAACGAUUGACUGAGAGUUAAGUCCAUUGUAUCACUACAAGUGAUCAUGUUGUACUUAUUGUAAAUUAA